Racocetra fulgida is the source of this 349-nucleotide messenger RNA. The record is from the annotation of a GenBank genome assembly. NCBI's taxonomy places the organism in Eukaryota, Fungi, Glomeromycota, Glomeromycetes, Diversisporales, Gigasporaceae.
GAAUACAUCCGCAUUUCCUGCAGGAAGGGCAGAACAUAGUGCAGUUUAUAUUGCCAAUAAUAAAAAACUUUACAUUCUUGGUGGAAUGGAUUCAAAUGGAAAUGCUAGUAGUAAUCAGUUAUUUUAUAUUGAUGUUUCAGAAGCUUUCACGAUUAGUAUACCUUCAAUCAAAUGGGUUGACCUUUCUUCGACAGCAGGAAUAACAAAUCGAAGUAGUGCAACAGCUUGUGAAGAUAGUAAUACAAUUUUUUAUAUUGGUGGAGUGUAUCGUGGAGGUCUUGUUAGUAGAUUUGAUACAUUAUCUAGAACUUGGAGUGAACCAGUUACUUCUGGAUCAAUACCUACAGAA